This is a messenger RNA of Carassius auratus (goldfish), 1855 nucleotides long. RefSeq lists its product as uncharacterized. The coding region runs from base 809 to 1855 and encodes 348 amino acids. The transcript has 7 exons. NCBI's taxonomy places the organism in Eukaryota, Metazoa, Chordata, Actinopteri, Cypriniformes, Cyprinidae. The record is from RefSeq and is a predicted model, not a curated record.
AUAAAAGUGUGAAAGAGUUAGAUUUUUGGAGUUUAUUUUUUAACUCUGACUAAAGUUUGUGUUAUGGGAUACUCCUUGGCUGUGUUUUAUUUUGGAGUUCAUUCAUCGGUGUUAAGGAGCGUGUUUUAACACCAUGUCUGGAGUUAAAUGUUAAGAAAGUGCGCCAUGACACGACCCUGGUUCAGCAGCACGAAGGACUGAUGGAGUUUUGUACUUCGUCGUGACUCGUGAGGUAUGUAAAAGCGUAUUUAUAUACAUAUUAAAAAUAUAUAUUUCAAAAUGUUUGAUAUUUUCUGACGGAGAUACGUUUUGUCGUAGCUGUUACGUUCUGUAUUGUAAUGUCGUGGCGAACUGUUGACCGUUAAGUUAACUCGGAACAUGUGGCUGAUUUGUGCGGUGUUUUUUUCUUUGUUUUUUUUUUUUUUUCUGAUGUGAACGAGCUAACAUUAGCAUCUUUCCUUUCACCAUGUUUCUGAAAAUGUGUGUUUUUCCGUCAAACUGAAGAGGUGACUCCGCUCAAAAAAACCUUAGUCGACGAGGUAAUAUCUUGUAUCCAGCAGCAGCCUUAUGUCUGUAGCAUUGCCUAAUGUUUUAAUAAACUGCAGGGUACCCUGCUAAUAAGAUACAUUUUGAGCCGUGAAAGUGUAGGCCUGUACUUUUUUGAAUUGUAACAGCUAUGAUAAAUACGUCUGAGAGCGCGUGGUUUUCAGCUUACACUUACACACACACACACACACACAGUUUCUCAAUCACACUAACAUUAGUUGUUAUGUUAAAUAACAUGUUUUCUCUUUAAUUUCAGGUCAAGAUGUUGAUAAAAGUGCAACUUGGAGGGAAGAAAAAAUAUAUAAAACUGGAAGAAGUUUGUUUCUCAGAUUUUCUUAGUGCAGUCCAACAGAAGUUUAUGAUAUCAGAGAAUACAACAUUGAAAGUCACAGAUGACCAGGGCAUAGAGGUGGAUGAGGAUGUAUUCCCAGAACUUGCAACAACCAAAGAAAUGUGUUUUAUCAUCCACACUGAUGAUGAACUUCUGUUUGCUGAAACAUCCAAGAAUUCUGUUGACUUCUCAGACCUGACAGAGUUUGGUGCCUCUUCAAAUCAGACAGAAUAUGUUACGCUCACUACUUGUGAUUUGACUGUCCUGCAGCAAGGGGUUGUUGAAGGACCCUCCUCCCCAAGUCUGACAGAUACAUUGUCUGUCUCAAGCAGAUUAAGCAGCAGUGAUUCUGGAUCUCAAAUGCUUCAACCUUUAACGGACAGUUUCAGUGCAAGAAAUAAUAUAAAGCAAAUUCUUACUUCAAAGACAGCAGGGAUGACUGUGAUCAAAGAGUAUGAAGACACUGGGAGUUUGAAAGAUUCCACAAGGCGGUUAAUGGUGAACAUAAUUGUAGCUCACAUGCAUGAAAAAGAAGGGAGAACUGUUAGUAAAGCAACAAAGGAGUUCCAUGCCCUUGGGAUUGUGUCCCUGUUCCCAUCUUUGAAAGACCCAUACUCUAAAAAAGGAUAUGAACAUUUCUAUGACAUUCAGAGCAACAAAGGCUUUCUUGAGUGGCGUAUAAAGACCGUGCAACGUAAAUCCAGAACCACCUCUGCAUCACAGAGCAGAGUGGAGCUGAAAGGAGGUCCCACAUUAUCAAGAACGAUUGGAACUAUAGAUGACCAGCGAAUAGGAGAUGAAUGUCUGGAAGCUGUGUCUCUCCUCAAUCACACAACUGACCGUGACUUAGUGUUCCAGAAGAUGAGAGAAACUUUCCACUACCGUCAGCAGAUUCUUCACAACCCACAGCGCUCAGCUGAUGUACUACAAAUGUUUCCUCGUUUCUUGGACAUCAAAGGACUGGUAAAUAUUAAAUAA